This is a messenger RNA of Trichomycterus rosablanca, 1766 nucleotides long. RefSeq names its product frizzled class receptor 5 (gene fzd5). The record is from RefSeq and is a predicted model, not a curated record. Gene Ontology annotation, biological process: canonical Wnt signaling pathway; non-canonical Wnt signaling pathway. The transcript has a single exon. NCBI's taxonomy places the organism in Eukaryota, Metazoa, Chordata, Actinopteri, Siluriformes, Trichomycteridae. Gene Ontology annotation, cellular component: plasma membrane. Gene Ontology annotation, molecular function: Wnt receptor activity; Wnt-protein binding. Bases 18 to 1766 code for a protein of 582 amino acids.
ACCAGGAUCUUUUCACCAUGGCUAAGUCAAGGAAGCCUCAGGUCUCUGGUGUGGUGAUAAGGUUGCUUUCUGUACUUGUAUUGCAGCUGCCACAUCUUGUGCUAACUGCCUCGAAGGACAUAGUGUGUGAACCCAUCACGGUGCCUAUGUGUAAAGGAAUUGGCUAUAAUCUUACUUAUAUGCCCAAUCAGUUCAAUCAUGACGCGCAGGAGGAGGUGGGAUUAGAAGUGCACCAAUUUUGGCCUCUGGUCCGAAUCCGCUGCUCUCCUGAUUUGCUAUUUUUUCUCUGCAGCAUGUACACCCCCAUCUGUCUCCCGGACUACAAAAAGCCAUUACCACCAUGUCGCUCUGUCUGUGAGAGAGCCAAGAGGGGUUGCUCACCACUUAUGAUCCAGUAUGGCUUUGAGUGGCCUGAGCGCAUGAGCUGUGAGCGGUUGCCCAUGUUGGGUGACCCAGACCGACUGUGCAUGGAUCAGAACAACAGUGAGUCCACAACGGUAUCACCAUCAGUCCCCAAACCCACUCACAAAGGCUCGACUAGACAUCGCUCCACAUCCAAAUCUCUUGCAGCUCAGAAGUGUGACUAUGAGUGCCGUUGUCGUGAGCCUCUAGUACCCAUCAAAAAAGAAACACAUCAGUUGUUUAACCACGUGGAAACAGGGUCUUUCCCCAACUGUGCAUUACCCUGCUACCAGCCAUACUUCUCACAAGAUGAACAUGCCUUUACUACGUUUUGGAUUGGUCUGUGGUCUGUUCUGUGUUUUAUCUCCACUUUGACCACAGUUGCCACCUUCCUUAUUGACAUGGAGCGAUUUAAGUACCCUGAGCGUCCUAUUAUCUUUCUCGCUGCCUGCUACCUUUUUGUGUCCCUGGGCUACAUUGUGAGGCUGCUGGCAGGCCAUGAAAAGGUGGCAUGUGGAGGCUCAGGUGACCAGCAGCACAUCCUGUAUGACACUACAGGACCGGCUUUGUGCACUUUGGUCUUCCUGCUGGUCUACUUCUUCGGAAUGGCCAGCUCUAUCUGGUGGGUUGUUCUCUCCUUCACCUGGUUCCUGGCUGCUGGCAUGAAGUGGGGCAAUGAGGCCAUCGCUGGAUACUCACAGUAUUUUCAUCUGGCAGCCUGGCUCGUGCCUAGUGUAAAAACAAUUGCUGUUCUGGCCCUCAGCUUUGUUGAUGGAGAUCCUGUUGCCGGAAUCUGCUACGUGGGCAACCAAAGCUUGGAAAGCCUGCGAGGAUUCGUGUUAGCACCAUUGGUAGUCUACCUCUUCUCCGGGUCGUUUUUUCUGCUGACUGGGUUUGUUUCACUGUUCCGCAUCCGCAGUGUCAUCAAGCAAGGUGGCACCAAGACAGACAAGCUGGAGAAGCUGAUGAUCCGUAUCGGAUUGUUUACUGUGCUGUACACAGUGCCAGCCAUGAUUGUUGUGGCAUGCCUGGUCUAUGAGCAGCACUACAGGUCAGGCUGGGAGCAGGCGCUAACCUGUACCUGUCCCUCUGAAAGGCAACAGCUUGACCUGGGGCCUGACUAUGCUGUCUUUAUGCUUAAAUACUUUAUGUACCUGGUGGUUGGCAUCACCUCUGGUGUGUGGAUUUGGUCAGGAAAGACUAUUGAGUCAUGGAGAAAUUUUGUGGCACGAUUUUCCAGGACCAGAAAACCAGCUAACACAGCUUCAUCUAUGUAUCGUGAAGCUAGCACUGCAUUAACUGCCCGGGUGGGAUCUGCUUUACCUGGAUCGUACCACAAACCUGGUCUGCCAUCACAUGUCUGA